AUGGAUUGUGUUUCCACGGAUGGAGGAGAAUACUUUUCUGAUUCUGAAGAAGAGGAAGAAGAGGAAAUUCCUGCCACCAUUACCGUAAAUGGGAAUGCUGUAGUAAAACCAAAGGCAACACCUGCAGGGGUGAAAAAGAGUGCAAAGGCUGAGUCAGAUGAUGAUGAUUCUGAUGAGGAAGGAAAGGCUGAAUCUAGCAAGAAGAGAACAAAUGAAGCAGCACCCAAAACACCUGUGUCUGCAAAGAAGGCAAAAGCAGAAGUUACUCCUAAGAAAACAUGCUCGAAUGAAGCAGCAAACAGGGAUUCUAGAGAAUUAGGAAACACUAAGGAGAAGAAGAAAGGUGGACACACUACAACUCCCCACCCGGCAAAGAAGGGUGGAAAGACUCCCACAACUGCAACCCAGAGUCAAAAGUCGGCAAGUCAAGUCUCAUGUGGUUCAUGCAAGAAGACAUUCAACUCUGAUAACGCACUUGAGUCUCACAACAAGGCCAAGCACGCUGCUGCCAAGUGA
This is a messenger RNA of Arabis nemorensis, 516 nucleotides long. The record is from the annotation of a GenBank genome assembly. NCBI's taxonomy places the organism in Eukaryota, Viridiplantae, Streptophyta, Magnoliopsida, Brassicales, Brassicaceae.